Metopolophium dirhodum (rose-grain aphid) is the source of this 1647-nucleotide messenger RNA. RefSeq lists its product as uncharacterized. The transcript is spliced from 3 exons. Lineage: Eukaryota; Metazoa; Arthropoda; Insecta; Hemiptera; Aphididae. Bases 1 to 1647 code for a protein of 548 amino acids. The record is from RefSeq and is a predicted model, not a curated record.
AUGGGCACAGUACAUCCAGUGGUCAACGAAUUCAAACUCGUAACCUUCCUGAAUAUCUCUGCUUUGGACACUAAUCACAACGAUAUCGUCGCUUUCCAUAAACAACUCGAAUUAUUUUGCAAACGGUAUAGUUGGGUACACCAAUCGACAGCUGUCCUUUCCAGUUGCGAAUGGUUGAAAUCCAGCACAACAUCGAUUUUUCACCAAAUCGAACAGGUUAAGGGAGAAAUUCUGGGAUCUUUAGACUCAAAUUACCAAUCAACAAGAGUAAGAAGAGGUCUUUUCAAUGCAGUUGGCAGAGUUUCCAAAGUUUUAUUCGGCGUGUGUUCAGAUGAGGAUGCAGAGUUCUUAAACUCCAAAAUCUCGGAAUUGAGUAAUGCUAGAACUGAUACCCUGAACAUUCUAGAAGCACAGACCAGAAUUGUACGAGCCACGGUUAACGAUAUAAACUCAACUUUGACAACAAUUUCUAAAGAACGAAAGAAUAUGGGGGAUUUGAUCACCCAUCUAAGUGAAAAACUGGGGAAGUCGCUUUCAACUCUAUCAGAACUAGACGCUCGAGAAAUGCUCAGUGAGCAAAAACUCCUACAAAUUGUAAACUCUGCAAUCCACGGACAAGCUCAUCCGAGCCUCAUGACUCAUCAACAAUAUGUGGAACACUUACGAGAAAUUCAAUUAACUCUACCCAUAGGCUCGAAUUUACCUUUCCCAUUAGAAAAGUUUAGUAUCACAAAAUUCAUUCAGGUUACCCAAGUUUCAGUUUUACUCGCAAGCAACGCACUGAUAUUUAUACAAACGAUCCCUUUAAUCAGUUCUAAUCUCUACAAGGGUUAUAGGCUUAUACCAUUUCCUGUUCGACAACAGGGCCAGACAUAUUCUAUUCUUACAUCCGUACCUUCUGUAUUAGCACUUAGCUCAAAUCGAGAAUAUUUUAUCCCUCUAACCGAAUCACAGUUGGGGAAUUGUAAACGCAACGACACUUCUUUCUAUUGCUCGCAGAUCAUGUGCAUGUAUAGUUCGACAAAUACAAUUUGUGGUGUUAACUCUCUCUUAGGUCUAAAGGAAAAUUCUUCUGUAUUUAAAGUUCAAUAUGUAAAAAUUAAUAAUUCUAUUUUUAGUCGCUUAGAAUCUACAAAUACAUGGUUGUACGUAUCAGUAAGUGAAAAUGUAGCUAUUAAGUGUGUUAAUGAGGAUCCGCACAACAUCAUCCUUAAUGAGACAGGGCAAAUAACAUUAAACCCACAAUGUGUUUUAUAUGCAAAACAAACUAUUCUCUUUCCAUCGCAAGUGAUUGUUAGGAAUUCCAGCCGAAAUCUUUAUAAUCCUAUAAAAAGUGAGGGUCUAGGUCAUCUUUUAGUAACAAAUAUUUCUCAGGACCUCGUUGAAGCGCUUAAUUUUUCGGAGAGUCAUAACAGCAUUGGUCUGGAAGACUUAUCACGGCAUUCUAAAUCUUUAAAAGAAAUCGAGGAAAUGAUAAAAGUUGAGAAAAAUAAAAAUUAUACUCCAAAAGAAACACACAUCAAGGGUUUAGUAGAAGAAACGGACGUCAGGUCAGGCAGGAGCCGUCAAAAGAUAGCCGAGGAGGAGGAUCGAGCACGUCAGGCUGUGGACCGGAGGCACGGACUCCCUGAUGAUGAUGAAAAUUAG